ACCGCCCGCCGCGUUUUCCACACCACCGGGGUUGUGAUGGAGCCACAUACGGCUUUCGCCUUAAAGGAAGAACGACAAGAGCUCGCGCGCUGGCACGCGAGGCACACGUGCCAUGCGAGAAUCUUGCUCGCGCAUUCGAACACGCAGCUGAUCGUAGCGGUCGCACCUUGCAGCGUCGCCGAAAGGAACGCCAUCGGCCUAAACCCAGUCGUAGGCAUGGGAAUUCACCCUCUCCUCCAAGGAAGCGUAUCCACCUUCUCGGAAGAGUCGCCGUCCCACAAGACGUGUUCCUCGAUGGCAGUCGUCGCAGGUCCAGUGGGGCCCAACGAUGACUCGUCGUACGCGUUCAGCAACUUGGACAUCGAGGACGUCCUCCCAGACAAUCAAAACCUUGUGCUCAAUCCUUGGAACAAGGCCGAUGAACGCACUUGCGGCAGCCUCACAGGACAUCCCAGGAGGCUUUUCCCGAGGGCUGAGUGGGACCCGCUCGUUGAGAUGGGCCUCAAGGACACCGUGCCUCAGUGCAACACCAAGCAAGCACCAUGCACUGUGCGAGGAGCCCAGCACCAGACGGUGGUAGCAUCGAAGGGCACCGGACGCCGCCUAAUGCACAGUUCCGAUCAGCCGAGUACGAGUGGAGUGGAGGCUGCUGCGAGCAUGAUUCGCCAGGUCGACGAGUGUGACGCAGUGGCCUCUCCAGAGAACAACCUCGACGUGUUGGGCUGCAGGCUACGUAUCCACCCACCUGACAGGCUGCCGUGCGCGUCGACGAUGCUGACCUCAAUCAAGGCUGAGAGCAACAGCGGCACGGACGGCGUGGCAACUCCGAGCAGCUGCCUUUGGAGGCUACACGCGAGGUUCACCCCGGCCAGGGUAGCCGGCAGUUCGGCGCUGUUCGCGCGGAACGGCGCACAAUGGCGACAGGACGCGUCCGUCAUCUCGUGCAGCGUCGAACUUGCAGCGGCUGGUUCUGUGGCGGCACCCUGUCCCGGCCGCUGCGUGACAACAGGACCAGGCUCUGAAGCGGCUUUACCGUCAGCUCAUCUGUGGCUAUCUAAACUCAGGAGCUGAUGGUGCAGUCGCUGUUGAUCGCCUGACCAGCGACAUCACGUGAUUCUCAUCAGUGGCACUGUGGCUUCCCUAUAAGUGUGGAAGAGGAUUCAGGGCCUUUUCAACGCUGAAGUGCAGGUCUGUUUCGGCAGGGCUCGCGCUGGAGGCCCGCGGCAACCGCUGCGGUCUAGCCUGCGCGCUGAUGCUGAUAUCCCGGGACGAUCUUGCAGGGAGGGAUCUUGCAGGGAAGCGCCAGUGUUUUUGCUUCCGUACUUUGAUUGGAUGCUUUCAAUGUAUUUGUGUGACUGUGUGGUGUUUAAAUACAGAUUAUUGUGAUUGAAGUGUGCGGCUACAUAAAUCGAUUUCAUGAAGAAGCUCCUAGCUCGCCAUGGUAAUGGGGAAAAGGAGGUAAGCCCUGUAGUCUAUAAUUCCUUUCUCACUCUCAUUCGGUCUUUUGGUUUCCUUUGAAUUACUAGUAACAGGAUGAGAUCCUAAUAAAUCUAAAGGCUACAAAGUCAU
This is a messenger RNA of Dermacentor albipictus, 1569 nucleotides long. RefSeq lists its product as uncharacterized. The record is from RefSeq and is a predicted model, not a curated record. NCBI's taxonomy places the organism in Eukaryota, Metazoa, Arthropoda, Arachnida, Ixodida, Ixodidae.